This is a messenger RNA of Aspergillus campestris IBT 28561, 554 nucleotides long. RefSeq lists its product as uncharacterized. NCBI's taxonomy places the organism in Eukaryota, Fungi, Ascomycota, Eurotiomycetes, Eurotiales, Aspergillaceae. The coding region runs from base 73 to 360 and encodes 95 amino acids. The record is from RefSeq and is a predicted model, not a curated record. The transcript is spliced from 2 exons.
UCCAAAUCAUCACUUCAAACCAAACCAAACCAAACCAAACCACUUCACCCCAAACCACCAAAAACCACCAAAAUGGUCAAAGCCACCUUCCUCCUGACCGUCCUGGCCGCUCUCGCCAGCGUCGAAGCCUGCAAGCGCACCUGCACCCCCACCUCCGACAAGGCCGGCGUCUGCACCUACAGCUGCACGAAGAUGUGCUCAAGCUUGGGCGCCAAGGAAGCUCGCGACGAGUUCCUCUCCAACCUGCAGUCCGCGGGUCACAGUUGCAAAGCUAGUGGCUCUUCGGGCGUGAAGUGCACUAAGAAUUCUUCGUUUGGGAGCUGCUAUGAUCAUCACUGGUCUUGUGGCGGUGGGUGCUAGAUUGGGUGAGGUUUUUACCUACCUAUCAACCUAGUAGGACGGACUAGCUUGUGGAAGGAUUCGUGGAUGGGAUGUUGUCGGUUGAGUCUGGAGGAGAUUAGGGAUUAGGUAGAGAGUGAGAGUGUGUGGCUGUUUUUAUGGGGAGAUAUGGUGCUCAUGUAUAUGAAUAGUCAAUACUUAUAGCUAGAACUCGC